AUGAAUACAAUGGUUGUUGAACAAAGAAAAGCAGCUAAAGUUAGAAAAAAGUCUCUGUAUCCAUUAAAUGCUGCUGAUUAUCCAAAACAAGUUUUACCUGAUUUACAUUUAAUCAAAAUUUUUCGUGAUAUUGAGUUAUUAAAAGAAAAUUGUGAACAGCGUAAUUUAGUCCUUGAUAUAAAUCAACUUGCAUCAGAUUAUCAACGUUGGCAAAGACAUAAAAAAGAAUAUAGACGUUUACGUGAUCUUCAUCAUAUACAAGAAAAAUUACGUGAAGAAAGAAAACAAACAAAUGAUUUAACAAUGACUGAUAUUAAUGAAAUAGAUACAAGUAAAACGAAAAAGCGUAAGAAAAAAAUUCAAUCAGACAGCAAUACAUCAAAUGAAGGAACAUCAAAAUUAUCAGCAGAAGAUCUCGAAAUUCUUGAUGCAUCUGAAGUGAUUUCAAGUGUUGAUAAUGCUUGGAUUCAAUCUAUAGCUAGUUCAUCAUCAUUAACAAAUGAUUCUGCAUAUGCACGUGGUGAAGCCAUAAUGAAUGAUAAUGAAUUUAAUUCUUUAAAACAACAUUUUGAACAAUUUCGUCAAAAAUUUCGUUUAUUUGAUCAACGUUUUAUUGUUGCAUGUCUUCAUUUACCAGCUGCACAACAUAUUGCUGUACCAGCUAAACCAUCCGAUGGUUUAAUAAUAUAUGAAUCAUCAAUACCUAUUGUUAAACAUGCAUUUAAUUCCAAAACAUGGCAUGAAUUAUGUCAUGUUGAAAAAAGUGAUGUUUCAAAAUUCGGACCAUAUUGGCUUGGUAAAGCACCAUUACAUAAACAUGACUUAGUUCAUUCUAUAUGUACAGAUUUAACGAGAUUAGGCUUUCAAGAAAUGUCAUCAAUAAGUAUGGCUAAACCAUUUGUUUAUGAAGCAUUAGGUGCUAAUAUAAAUGAAAGUCGUCAUGUUUUAACAACAUUUGAAAGUGCAGAUGAUCCACGUUCACGUUCAUUAAUAACAUCAGGUUUAGGUUCAUUAGCAUCUCUAAUUGUACCAUUUGUACGUCGAACAUUUUUACAAACAGAUUUACCAUAUUAUGUAUUUACACAAGGUGCAACAUAUGAUGUUAGACAUGAACAAACAUAUAAAAUUCAAUUAUUAACAAUGACUAAUGUACGUGAUACACAUUUAAAAAAUUUUGAUGAUCCAUUAUUAUAUAAAGAAACAACAGAUUUACAUUUAAAUUCACCAAAUGCAUCAAUUGAACGUGAAAAUGAAUAUAAUUUCAAUUUAAAAACUAGUUUAUUGAAUAAAAAUCCUUAUCGUUUUAAAAAAACAUCUAGUUUAGAUGAACUUUUUAUUGAAUUAACGCGUUUAAUGUAUAAUUUAUAUGAUAAAUUUCGUUUACCAUUUCGUAUUAUUAAUUGUUCAUCUGAUAAAUUACGUUCAUAUGAAUCAAUGAGACUUGAUUAUGAAGUAUUUUUACCAAGUUCAAAUGCAUAUGUACGUGUUGGAAGUAUAUCAUUAAUUGGUGAAUAUUUAAGUAGACGUUUAAUGAUUCGACAUAAAAAAGUAAAAGAUGAUAAAAAUGUUAAUAUUAAAGAAAAAUUUACUCCUGAAAAUGAUUUACCAAGAGAAACAAAAUUUAAUUAUGUACAACUUAUACAUGUACAAGUUGUUGAUGUUGAUUUGUUAACUAAAUGUUAUGUUGAAAAGGAGCAAAAAGGUUUUUCAAAAGAAAAUAAAUCAUAA
This is a messenger RNA of Rotaria sp. Silwood2, 1728 nucleotides long. The record is from the annotation of a GenBank genome assembly. Lineage: Eukaryota; Metazoa; Rotifera; Eurotatoria; Philodinida; Philodinidae.